AUGCUGUGGUUGCUGGGUGAUAUUUGCAACCUAACAGGAGCGGUAAUGCUCGACCAGAUGUGGUUCCAACAAAUUAUCGCCGCAUACUAUGUAUUCGUCGACACAGUUCUCGUAACACAGUUCCUCUGGUACGGGGUCGUCCACCGGGUCAAGGAGCUGGAGAAGCGAUUAGAAGGCGUUACUAUGGGCGGAAACAGCAACUCGGACGACGAAGACGACAGUAUCACCUCAGACAGCAACGCAGACCUGAAGCAGAAACGUGCAGAUGAGGGCGCGGCCGUGGCGAGGAGUAAGAUGCCGAGCGUUGCGCAUACAACCUUUGUUACUGUUUCAAUGCUGGGCACGCUUGCGGGGGCGCUCCCGGUUAGUGGGGAGGCGAUUGGAAUGACUGUAGGUUGGAUUAGUACUCUACUAUAUCUCUGCUCCCGCCUCCCCCAGCUCAUCUUGAACGCCAAGCGAAAGUCGACCGAAGGGCUCUCAAUCGCGCUCUUCAUGGCCGCGUUUUCCGGAAAUUUGUUUUAUUCGGGAAGUCUUCUCUUGAACCCACUGGGAUGGCGCGAUUACGAGCCUUAUGGCGGUGGUGGAGUCGCUGGACCGGAGGGAAGCAAUGCGAUGGAGUGGUGGAGUCGCACGCUACCGUUCUUUUUUGGCGCUUUUGGCGUGUUGACUAUGGAUGCGGCUGUGGGACUGCAGUUUAAGCUGUGGGGGCCGGGGAGCGAGAAGUCGCAGAUUGAGGAGGAGGAGAGGGAGGGAUUGUUGACGGCGAGAGAGGCUGGGUAUGGGUCAUUAGAGUCUUCAUCAUAG
Molecule: messenger RNA, 804 nt
Organism: Morchella importuna
Lineage: Eukaryota; Fungi; Ascomycota; Pezizomycetes; Pezizales; Morchellaceae
Exons: 4
Coding region: 1-804 (267 amino acids)
Source: RefSeq, a predicted model, not a curated record